Molecule: messenger RNA, 3126 nt
Organism: Diaporthe batatas
Lineage: Eukaryota; Fungi; Ascomycota; Sordariomycetes; Diaporthales; Diaporthaceae
Exons: 5
Coding region: 131-2356 (741 amino acids)
Biological process (GO): intra-Golgi vesicle-mediated transport
Cellular component (GO): Golgi membrane
Source: RefSeq, a predicted model, not a curated record
AUCACCCUUGGCCUGCCUCCUUCAACGACGGCGCUCGAGCCCACAUUGCGAUCCCCGCGCGCUGCCUCGAGCUUCAGCUCCUGAGCUGCUGACAUACCCUCCCGUAUUUCAUGAUCGCAACCCAGCAAUAAUGGCUGAGCCAUCGAACCUUCAAGCUGCCUCCGGGCCCGGAGCUGCUUCGACUCUGGACAACACCACCAACAAGUUUCAGGCCGCCAUCUCAGCAUGGAGGAAUAUUGACAUGACCACCCUGGUCUCCGGCCUCGACAACACUGCUUCCGAGAUCGUAACAUACCAACGGGAUUCAACUGUCCAGAGGAAGGACUUGGCGCAGAAGACUAAGGAUUUCAGGAAACUGGAUGAUGCUACCAAGCUGUCCGAGAUCAAGGGGUUGCUGAAAGCCUACCAAACGUUCAUCGAUCUGUUGACCAACCACUCCAAGUCGGUCAACUCGGCAUUCCUCCAUGCCUACACAUCACUGUCCGACGCACCGGAUCCGUACCCACUACUCGAAGCGGCCGUCGACUCCAUGCUUGUCUCUGAGGAGACCCUCCCGAGAGUCACGGAAGAGAACGAGCGCCUGCAGGGCUCUGUGGCGGGGCUCACAGCGCAGCUGGAAGACACAGAGUCGAGGUUGCAAUCGGAGAGAGAAGCUCGAAAAAAGCUUGAAGACACGCUCGAAAGCAAGGUCAAGGAAGUUGAAUCGUCCUGGAUCGCAGUACUGGACGAGAAGAAGGACAAUUGGGCCGCAAAGGAGAAGACCUUGGAAGACAAGGUCGAGAACCAGGAGCGCCUGCUCAACGAGGUCAAGGCCAGCUACGAGGUUAACCAACGUCUCGGGAAGUCUGAAGAUGACGAGGAAGAGCCCAAGGGCCAUGUCACCAGCGCCGAACUCGAGAUGGUACACUCAGACCUCGAACGAACCAGCAUGAGGUUGGCCGAGGUCGAGGCGCGCAAUGAACAGAUGCGGCUCGAGCUUGCGCAGGCCAAGUCACAGGUACCUAGCCAGCAAGCCACAGCACUAGAGGACGAUCCGGGCUACAUGCGCAUGAGAUCCGAGAACUCGUCUCUGAUACGGAAGCUGGACGCCUCGAGGGUAGAGAAAGAAACCCUGAAGCGAGACCUGGACGCGAAGCUGCGCACGCUGGAGAGGGAAGUGAGCUCUUUGAAGGAGGAUCGGGACGCAUUAAAGGCGAAGGUGCAGAAAUGGGGCGACUAUGACGAUAUCAAGCAAGAAUUAGAAGUGCUCAAGAGCAUUGAAUUCUCGACAGGCGACGAUGAUGAGGUCAAGGAUCUAAUAGACGACCAAAACGGGGACGCCGCGAAGGGCAAGGGGGAUACGCUGGAGCAGCUGCUACUGGCGAGAAACAAGAAGCUGAGUGAAGAAUUGACGAUACUACGGGUUUCUCACCAGGACCUCCAGGGCAGACUAUCAGAUCUAUCCGAGGAGAUGUCCCGGACCAACGCGGAGCUUGAGAAAUCUCAAAACCUGAACGAGAAGUUGGAGAACGACCUCGCCAACAUCCAGUCGGAGCAUUCGAAUGCUUUCCCAUCAGGAGCAUCUGUGGCGGGUACAUACGUCAGCAGGUAUGCGCCAUCAAUGGCGGCCGGCCGCAGGGGUGGGGGAGGCCGCACAUCGCCCACGUCGUCCAUAAUCAGCGGUUUCAACCCGCGGGACUCGGGCGGCGAGCCCAUGGGCGGUGGCUCUGGGAUUCUCCCCAUGAUCACGGCGCAAAGGGACCGCUUCAAGAAGCGCAACGCCCAGCUGGAGCAGGAGCUCUCCGACACCCACCGCAGCGUCUCCCAGCUCCGCCAGGAAAUCGCGGCGUUGCAGAAGGACAACCUCAACCUCUACGAGAAGACCCGCUACGUGUCGUCCUUCAACCGCAGCAGCAACAGCACCGCGGCGGUGACCUCGUCCUCGUCAUACGCCAACAACCCCAACCCGUCAACAGUGACCAUUGGCGGCAACGGCGGCGGGUCUGGCGGGAUGGACCGGUACCGUGCCGCCUACGAGUCGAACAUAAGCCCGUUUGCGGCAUUCCGCGGGAGGGAGUCUGCGCGGGCAUACAAGCGCAUGAGCUUCCCUGAGAGGGUGGUGUACUCGGUCACCAGGAUGGUGCUAGCGUCCCGGACGAGCAGGAACCUGUUCGCCGCGUACUGUGUUGCGCUGCACCUCUUGGUGUUCUUCUCGCUGUAUUAUAUGGGGUCAUCGGAUGCGGAUCAGCAGGCCACCAAUUUUGGGCAGACGGCUGCUGCUGCUGUGGUUGCUGCCGGCGGUAGUGGGAGCGGUAGUGGGGCUGGGAGUGCAGGGCACGGGAAUUGGAAGGAGGGCGCUUUUGAUGAUAAGUCAUGAGAGACGGAGAGAUCAGUUGCAGAGAGACAAUAUAAGAGGUAUAUUCAGGGACAGUGUCAAAGAGUGGGUGCUCGAGGCUUCUGUCCACAACGAGCCGUCCUGGAAUCAGGCUCUCUCAGCGACCUGGGAGACACCGAGGAGCCGGCUGCACUGCAAGCCCAUGCUCCUGAGAUCCAUCUAUCCUGGUGUCCCGGUGUUGUGGUAACAUGCACGGAUAAAUGGACGCUAGUAGGCGCUAGUGGUUGGCAUGCUGUCGGCCCGUUCCCGGCCUGAUUAGACGGUCGCCGGAAGCGGGUGCCUCGGCAUGGCCGACCUCUUGUGACUCACUCUUCAGAAAAUUUCUGCCAUUCACCCCCAUACUUAAGCAAUCAAUAAUAGCCCCCCUGCAACAACAGCUACAUAGCUCAGGGGAAGAGCGCCGGGCUCAUAACCCGGAGGUCGCUGGAUCGAAACCAGUUGUAGCUACAAAGUUGUCUUUUUUUGUUGAUCUUUUUUAGUUUUUGGUGACAGGGUCUUUUUUUCUGGGGCACUGCCACACCCUGCUUGAAUUGAUUUCAGACCAGGUUCAGUGAUCACCUGUGUGGAUAUGACUCUUUCUGCCUUGCAUCUGUCCAAAUCUGAGGGAUCGUGGCUGAAGCCUUUGUUUGUUCAAACAUAUGCGUUGUGCUGAGGCUGCACAUGUGCCACCACCAACAUCAAGAUCAUGCUUUGCCUAGCCGUUCCUUCACAACUGUGCUGGGGAUGUCAGAUCACAAACUUUAAAAAAUUAG